Molecule: messenger RNA, 1807 nt
Organism: Capsaspora owczarzaki ATCC 30864
Lineage: Eukaryota; Filasterea; Ministeriida; Capsasporidae
Product: glucose transporter
Exons: 5
Coding region: 78-1631 (517 amino acids)
Biological process (GO): monosaccharide transmembrane transport
Cellular component (GO): membrane
Molecular function (GO): hexose transmembrane transporter activity
Source: RefSeq, a predicted model, not a curated record
GCUUGUUUCACGUUUCUUGGAUCUCACUCACUCCUUUGAUCUCUCUCUCUCUCGCUCGCUCGCUCUCUCUUUCUGCCAUGAGUGACGAUCACCACGACGACGACGAUCACCACGACGAUCACCCUGCCGCGCCCCAGGCAGCCUCGGCCCCCAAGCAACGCUCGUCCGACCCACUAAUCCCCCGCGCGUCCCAAGCGAAGGCUUCGCUCUCUGCACCUGGCUCUGCGCCGCUCCCGGACACCUAUGGCGCAUUCACGCUACGUCUCGCAGCGUCAGUGGCCGCCGCUUGCUGCUCUGCCUUCAUCUAUGGCUACAACAUUGGUGUCAUCAGCAACGCUCAAUUUCCCCUUGAAAGAGAAUUCCCCAUUCUCUAUAACGACUUUGAAUGGUCGGUUUGCGUGUCCAUCUUUUGCAUCGGUGGUCUGAUUGGCGCCCUUGGUGCCAGUUGGCCCGUUGAACGCAUCGGCCGUAAGCCAACACUCAUGCUCAACGCCGUCAUUUACUUUUUGGGUGGCGGCCUCCUCGCCUUCGCGACCUCUUGGGGCAUGAUUGCGGCGGGUCGUUUCUUUGUCGGUAUUGCAAGCGGUGUCGGAACGCUCGUCGUGCCCAUGUACAUUCAAGAAAACGCUCCGCUCCGCUUGGUCGGUGCCCUGGGAACGCUGAAUCAGCUGGCCAUCACUGUCGGCAUUCUGGUUGCCGAGGUGCUUGGCAUUUCGUCGAUUCUCGGAACCGAUUCUGGCUGGCCCUGGCUGCUGGGUAUGGUGGUCUUCCCUGCUGCUGCCACGUCUUUGUCGCUCUUUUUCCUGGACGACACCCCAGCGUAUCUCUUUUCCAAGGGUAACAGCGAAGCUGCGCGCGCCGUCUUGACCAAACUGCGUGGUCGCGGCGUUGACAUUGGCCCCGAAGCGUUGGAGAUUGCCCAUGAAGUCGAAACCGCUCGCGCGAUGGUUCAACCUCCGUUCCUCGACCUGUUCAAGCCUGCUGUGAGCCGCCAAGUGUUUGUGGGCGUGGGUCUCCAGCUCGCACAGCAGCUGACGGGUAUCAAUGCCGUCUUUAGCUUCUCCACUGAAAUCUUCGAGGAUGCUGGCGUCGAUGACUCGGACAUGAUCACCUGCGUUCUCGGCGCCAUUAACGUCAUUCUGACGAUCGUGGCCGUCGGCCUGCUGAUUCGUUUCGGUCGCCGCACGUUGCUCAUUGUCGGUUUCAGCGGCAUGACUGUGGCAUACCUGCUCCUGUCCAUCUCGUACAUUUACAUGCACGACGUUUCCAACUUGAGCUACCUGUCAAUCGUCUCCACCAUCAUGACUGUGCUCUUCUUUGCCAUUGGCCCCGGCCCCGUGCCGUGGAUUGUGAUUGCCGAGAUCUUCCCGAUGGAGUACAAGUCCAACGCCAUGUCUCUUUCUGUCGUCAUCAACUGGCUCGCCAACUUUGUGGUCAUGGUCACCUUCCGCUUCCUCAAGUCGGGCCUCGACUCGUACGUCUUCCUGCCCUACAUGUUCCUGGCCGCCAUCUUCACCGCUUUCGUGUGGUUCUUUGUCAUUGAGACCAAGAACCGCACCAUCGAUGAGGUCACCAGCGAGUUCAAGAAGGCCACCUCUCCCAAGGCUCGCCGCGAGAGCACCCGUGUUUAAAAGUGUAACACUUUUGUGUUUGGAGGACGUCGACCAAGUGAGCUUUCGAUGAACGAGCUGAUUCGAUCUGGGAUUGGGAUGUUGUUGUUGAUGUUGUUGUUGUUUUUUGGACUCUGAUAUGGUCAACAAGUGCCAGGUCACUCGUUUUUGAUCUAUUUACUUGCCAAAAGUGUGGC